This is a messenger RNA of Naegleria gruberi, 1209 nucleotides long. RefSeq lists its product as uncharacterized. The record is from RefSeq and is a predicted model, not a curated record. NCBI's taxonomy places the organism in Eukaryota, Heterolobosea, Eutetramitea, Acrasida, Naegleriidae. Bases 1 to 1209 code for a protein of 402 amino acids. The transcript has a single exon.
AUGACCACUCUCCUCAUCAAACGAUGGAAGGAAAUGAUUCCCUUCAAGAGAUUCUUUUACAUUUCCUUAAUAUUUACAGCCAUCUUGCAAAUUCUCUCACAGGGAGUUGGAAUAGCUCACGAUGUUGGAGCACUGACUCAUAUUCAGGAAUUUUUGAGUCAAUUAUUUUUCGUUAUUUAUUAUUGUGGACUCGUGUCAACUGUUGUAAUGUGUACCUAUUUUCAAGCAAUGGUUUCAAAAGUAUUGUAUGGAAUUUACUUUCAUCAAUCUCAUUCAUGGAUGAGGAAGGGAGCAGAAAGCUAUUCAUUCAAUGAAAAGUUUAGAAUAUUUACAAAAUAUUACACAAUUGGAAUGACAUUAAUUUGGACUAUUGCAUUCAUUAUUCUCGUUCCAUUCACUCUGAUCUGUUCAAUGGUAUAUUAUAUGGAUGGAGGAAAUACACGAGUUGGAAGUAUUCUUGGCAUUUGGUCAAUUAUUUCUGUGGCCAUUGUUGGUCUUGUAAACUCUGGAUGUGCCAUCAUUACAGGAGUGUUAAAUUUAACUUUGGUUCUUCUACUCUCAAGAUACCUUCUCCAAAACAGGCCAGUCCCAAUCCCUCGCAGAAAUGCAUGUAAAAAGUUGGUACUCUUAACAUUUGGUCAAUUCUACAUGGCAAUUAUUAAUUCAAUCUCAAUUAUUUUGGGAGCUAUUGGUAUAUGGUAUCCAUACUUGUUCAUAUUGACUGGUGUCAUUCAUAGAUUUGUGUUUCUGUUAUUUGCCAUUUGUGUGAGUUUCAGUUUUGGACCUAUGGAUUACUUUCAUUAUGAAUUAAAAUUGGAAGGUAAGAAGAAGCCACAUGGGGAUAAUACUCAAUCCUCAUGUCAAACCAGUGAAAUUCAACUCACCAAUCAAAAAACUUCAAACUCUUUCAAUAUUGAUUCAAAGGCAUUUAGAAAAGCCAGCGAAAUAUCUUCCAUGAUGAUGAUCAAGUAUACAGCAACAAACAAGCAGCCCAUUUACUCACCCUUCAACAUUACUAGCUCCUUUGGGCCUCAGGAGGCGAUUGCAACUGAUCAGUUGCGUGCUCCAACCAAUUGUAAUGACAGUAAGAAAAGUAAUGACAGUAAUACCACUAUGAGUACUGCUACUGAUCAUCAUCAAACUACUACGACGAAAAUCGAUAAUAUACAAUAUGAAGAUAUCUUUGUUGAUAUUCCUCUCAAUGAUUAA